GCUUCUGGACGAUGGAACCGGAAGUGCUAAAAUGCUAACUCGUUUCCGGGUUUUUUAGCGUUGCAAAAUGACGUCAAUCCUGUGCCACAGCUAAGCUGCAAGCUGAAGGAAAACAGUAGAUAAACGCCCUUUUUUAGUAGGUAUAUAUAGGCUUUUAUUCAAUGCUAAAGCUAGCUGUGGCUUUGUGUUUCUUGUGCCAUUGUAGGUGAAAUGUGAAGCCGAGUUAGUGAGCUGAAAGAGAGAAUGGCUCAGACAUCCAGUAUCCCUCAGGAAGGACACAGUGAAGCUGAACCCAACCAAACACAAACACACACUCCGACACAUCCUCAUGCUGCAGACCGAGCACUACCGUCUGCUGUGACUGACAGCUCUGAGCUUCAAGCCUCUGAUACUGACCAGGUCACUGUGAAAAAAACAAACAGUUAUCCAGAAAUACUUCCUGAUACAUAUCUGUCGAAGGACAAACGUGAUGGUAGGUUGUGUUCUCCGUACCAGGGCCCGGUUACCAAGUCCCGUCGGAAGACCGAUCCGCUGUUUCAAACGCGCUCUGGUUCCAAUCUUAAGCACCUCCUGAGACAGAAGAGCGACAGUUCAACCCGGAACUAUGAAAAUGGAGAUCAUUUUGUCGCACGCCAGGAUCUUACCUCUCGCUCUUCCCAACGCCUCCAGCAGCUAGAACGCACUUUAGUGAGUCUCAGGUCUCAGUGCCGUGUACUGCGUGGAUCAGGAGGCUGUCUGAGAGGCUGCGUUACAGGACUAACUACUUCAGGAGAGGCGGAAUUUUACCACCACCCUCAGGCACCAGCCUUUAGCCAGCACUAUGCACAGCUCCAGAACCUUCUGGAACAACGGGCUCAGCUCCUCUUCCUCCACGAGUAUGGCCGUCGAUGUCGUGCAGCUAAAUGCUUUAUAUCACGAUUGGGUGAUGUGCUGGGGAAAGCCCAUCUCUUAGCCAGCAGGGGUCAAAAUUCAAACGAACAAGCCAACUCUCAGUGGAACCUGGAUCUUAGGGCUAUGUGCGAGGAACUACAAGUCCAUGUCAGACACUGGGACAUGCUGUAUGCCCGAGUGCGCUCUGACCCCUUCUUGCGCGCUGUCGUAUUCAGUCGCACAGAGAUGCUAGGCUCGAUGCAGAAAGGACUGUGGCUGCUGGGACAGCAAGCCUUGCUGCUGAUGGAGAACUGCAUGCACACAGUGCUUAAAGCUUUAGCUGCUGCUCAACUGGUGCGUGUACCCAGAGAUGCCUUAGAGGACUUGCUGUCUGCUCUGGAGCUAUAUAAUCAAGUCAUCGCAAACCCAAGGUCCCAGAAAAGAGCUGCAGCCUGGAGUUUCUUCACCUCUGAUUAUUCUCCGAUCGGAUCAGGUUUGCCCAGGAAACACCUCAGACCUGGAGCAUCGUUAGUGGUGGAAAUCAUGGAGAUCGUGGCACGGCAUCGAGCUCAGAUUGCGGCCAGGCAACUUUACAGCUGGACGUGUCAGCAGACUGAUCUUCUUUCUCUUGCAGGACAAACCAGCACGAAACGGGCAGACUCAGAUUGUCCGGAUCUUUUCGUUCCAUCUACUUCAGACCGAUCUACGUCUAUCCUGGACAAAUCCUCUAAACAGCCACGCCACAGUUUUUGGUCUUCCAGUCAUCUGCCCUUGUUCAUGUUUGCUCAUGAAGAUAGAGAGGACAUUCUGGAAACUUUCUUUCAAGUCUUAGUCUCCUCAACAGACCUCUUAGUGCCACGCAUUUCCAGAAGACCUUGGAGUGCUUCUGCAGAGAGGAGGUGCCGAGCCAGUGGGCGAGAAGAAAAUCCCAAAAUGUAUCUCUCUGGUGUCCAAAACGUUGUUCAGCAGAUGGACCUGAGCAGCAUGGAUGCACGGGGGGCGCUUUUCUCUCAGUACACGGAUACGCUAUGGAGGGAAUUUGGCAAAGCAGUUAUCGAGCGUUUUUAUUACCCGUCUUACAUUGGUGUUUUGGGUGGUAUGAACCAGUGGAACGAUCAGAUGGUGUUCCUUCUGGUCAGAUGGCUAAAGCAAGCUUGUAAAGAAGAAUUGGUUCCAGCUGAAUGCAAGGAUGUCUUGAAUAGAUUCUGCGCGCAUGUUUUAUCUACUGCUGCCUUCAUGCACUGGGAUGCAAUAAUGUGCGAGUCACUGGGUUUAGGAACGAAGGAUAAGUGCUCACCGAGAGCCACGACGGAACCUUCCUCUGUGAGAACCGCGACCAUGGAAGUUGUACUCCAGCUCUUCCCUCCUCUCCUCUCUGUGCUUCAGUUACUACAAACCCCACAAACAAACUUCGGAGAGGAGGAAACCAGGAGCAUUGGUUCGUAUCACCUAGGGUUGCUGCGCAGGGCCCAAGCCACUGUCCAGUCCGCUACGUUCUGGGUUAUGAGUAAAACCUACCAGUUUCUGGCCUCGUGGUCUCUUGCUAAGUUUGUGCUGGUCACACAAGGAGACCUUAAGGCUCUCAAGGAGAUGGUGGAGAGUCUAGUGCAGCAGCUGAACACUGUGGGUGGAAGUACUGAUCAUCAUCGUCAUCUCAUCGUGGAACACGGACUUCAACUAUCUCAUGCAGUCUCACAACUACAAGCCUUCUCUGAACUUGUGCUGCGGAUAUUUUCGAUGGACUGCAAGAAAAUGUCGAUGGAGAUUUUUGAGCAAACGAUGCCAUCAGCAAAACACUGGCGAGUCAACUAUAAAACAGAAUUACCCAGCACCCCGAGUGAUUAUGCAGCCUUUGCAGCUCAAAGUGUGCUUGGCCAGGUGUUCGAGGGAGUGCAGCCCUUACCGGAUGAGACUCGUAUUCCAGCACUGGAAGAGGCCAUGACUGCCUUCAUGGAGGCCUGGAUGGAGCACAUACUCAAACAGAAAAUCAAGUUUAGUGUUCGUGGAGCACUGCAGCUGAAGCAGGAUUUUGACCUGAUUCGAGAGUUGAUUCGUUCAGAGAAGUACAGCCUGAGCGAGGAGCUGCACCAACGGCUCCUGUCACUGCACGUCUUUCAUCAAGCGGACAGCGCCAUAGUGUGCCUGCUGCAGCAACCUGUGACCAAAUCAUACAUGCCCUCUCAAAGAUGGGAGCCUUUCCGACACUGCUGCCCAAACAGGGCCCAGGUGGUGGACCAGGCAGUUGGAAGCCUCAAUAAUCUGGAGACUCUAGACAUCCAGGCUGCUUGUCACCAGGCCUUGACUCGAGCAGAAGGUUCUGUGAGCCCUGAGCUGCUCUCCACAGCUCCACCCGAGUCCUACUUAGCUGUGGCACAGCAGGAGUGGCUGGACCUGCGCAUCCACACCAGCUCUCGCUGGAGGAUCCCUGGUCUGCGUUGUUUCACUAAAUCUGAGCCCUGAAAAAUACCCCGACGACACAAAGUGGUUUGUUUACGAUUAGUAGUAUAUCAGUUUGCACAGUAAUAGACAAUAAUCCUGUACCAAUAUGUUCACUUCCACGUACCAUGUAGACCACUGCUGUGUAAAAACGUUUAAUCAUGAGGUUGACCAAUCGCCAGAGUUGUAAAGUUUACAACUCUGAAUUACCAAUAUGAAGUACUGUGUGAAACACUUUCUUUUAUAAUAUUUCCAACAUAUGCAGAUUAAUACAAGUAGACAACUAUUAACAUAUCUAAAAUUCACUUUGGUACGUAUUAUUAAUAAUACUAGAACAUGUAUUAGAUUAAAGCAGUUCAUAAUCUAAUAUUCAUAAUCUAAGUUUACAAAAUGUACAGAAUGCACUAUAUUAGUUUAGUUUAAAUGCCUUUUUUUUGCAUUUUUAUAUUGUUCAGGUUCUAUGAUAAUGUCAGUUAUGGUAUAGAACGUUAAUGUAAAUGUAAAACUUGUACUAACACUAUGUUCUGAGGAACUGAGAUCGUGAAUCUUGUUUGACUUCAUUGAGUAGUUAUUUGACAAUUUGUAAAGAAAAAGAAAAAAAAACAACAAUAAUGUGCCUUUUUAUGUGUCUGAUAUUGUGAUAGAAAGAUGUUUAUAUUUAUUAAGGGAAAAUACGAAGCAUUACUUAAUAUAAGCCAGCCAUUGUUUUUUGAUCAUGGAAUGGAAUAAAAAUGCUUUAUUUGCA
Ictalurus punctatus (channel catfish) is the source of this 4051-nucleotide messenger RNA. RefSeq names its product coiled-coil domain containing 142 (gene ccdc142). The record is from RefSeq and is a predicted model, not a curated record. The transcript is spliced from 12 exons. The coding region runs from base 244 to 3330 and encodes 1028 amino acids. NCBI's taxonomy places the organism in Eukaryota, Metazoa, Chordata, Actinopteri, Siluriformes, Ictaluridae.